Solanum tuberosum (potato) is the source of this 1002-nucleotide messenger RNA. RefSeq names its product secoisolariciresinol dehydrogenase-like. Bases 84 to 902 code for a protein of 272 amino acids. NCBI's taxonomy places the organism in Eukaryota, Viridiplantae, Streptophyta, Magnoliopsida, Solanales, Solanaceae. The transcript is spliced from 2 exons. The record is from RefSeq and is a predicted model, not a curated record.
AAUAAGAGCCAUUGGACUAGUACUAGUACCAUUCUCCCUAACAAGUAAUCUUCCUCAUUUUCAAGCACUCAAAGAAGAAUUCCAUGGCCUCCAAUGCUAAAAGGCUAGAGGGUAAAAUUGCUAUCGUAACAGGAGGUGCUAGCGGAAUUGGUGAAGCUACAACAAGACUUUUCAUCAAACAUGGUGCAAAAGUCGUAAUUGCGGAUAUUCAAGACGAUCUUGGUCAAUCCAUCAUUCAAGAAAUAGGCGAAAAUGAUGUCAUCUCUUACAUGCAUUGUGAUGUUAAAGUGGAAAAAGAUGUCGAAAAUGUAGUGGACAUGACGGUCUCUAAGUACGGUAAACUUGACAUCAUGUUCAGCAACGCAGGAAUUUCUGAAGAACUCGAUUCCACCAUCUCAAAAAUCGACUACGAAAUUUUCAAAAACGUAUUUGAUGUGAACGUCUUUGGGGCUUUAAUGUGCGCCAAACAUGCAUCUCGUGUGAUGAUUCCGGCCAAAAAAGGUAGCAUUAUAUUCACAUCGAGUAUUGCGUCCGUUAUGUGUGCCGGCGCGUCGCACACGUAUUUGGCAUCGAAACAUGCCGUGGUAGGUCUAGCCAAGAACUUAGGUGUUGAAUUAGGGCAACAUGGAAUUAGGGUUAAUUGUGUUUCUCCAUUUUGUGUGCCAACUCCAAUGUUAAAGAAUGGUCUUGGAAUUGAUGAAAAGGAAAAGAUUGAGGAAUUUGUGUGUGAAAUUGCAAAUCUUAAAGAGACAAUAUUGGACGUUGAGGAUGUUGCACAAGCAACAUUGUAUCUUGCUAGUGAUGAAUCAAAAUAUAUAAGUGGGAUGAAUAUUGUGAUUGAUGGUGGAUUUAGUACUACAAAUGUUGCUCUUAAGCAAGGCAUUACCAUGUUCCGUUCUUAAAUAUAAUAUUUAUUUUGAUUUGUUACUGAAAUUUUAUCGUAUCUCUAAUAAAACUGCUAUUAUAUGUAAUGAUAUGGUGAAAAGAAUCAUGAAAUACCAA